Messenger RNA from Centropristis striata (black sea bass), 2236 nucleotides. It is a transcript of the gene tfe3a, whose product is annotated as transcription factor binding to IGHM enhancer 3a. The transcript has 10 exons. Gene Ontology annotation, cellular component: nucleus. Gene Ontology annotation, biological process: regulation of transcription by RNA polymerase II. The record is from RefSeq and is a predicted model, not a curated record. The coding region runs from base 163 to 1665 and encodes 500 amino acids. Gene Ontology annotation, molecular function: protein dimerization activity; RNA polymerase II cis-regulatory region sequence-specific DNA binding; DNA-binding transcription factor activity, RNA polymerase II-specific. NCBI's taxonomy places the organism in Eukaryota, Metazoa, Chordata, Actinopteri, Perciformes, Serranidae.
ACACUGCCUGCCUGCCUGCCUGUCUGUCGGUCCGUGGUUCGGCUCCGGGUCUCAGUCUGUCCGGGUUUCUGAGCGGGACUCGAGCCUGCGACCUGCUGAUUCUCAGACUUUGAAAAAAACAGCGUCUCUGUUCUCUGUUAAAACGUCUCUGUCUCCGGAGAAAUGUCGGCUGUCAGCUCGGACCAGAACCAGAACCGGAGCGGAAACGAGCCGGAUUCGCCGGAGGCCGGACUCCUGCAGCCGCAGACCGUCUUCGUCAUCCUGGACUCGGCUGAGACCCUGAACCUGGUCCGGGUGGAGUCAGGUAUCGUGGCAGACAUCGAGGUUGACGGUUUGAUUCCUUCAGACUGCGACACGUUCUACCAGAUCAAGAGUCAGCCAAUCAGCUUCAGUGCUUCAACUGCCGCUUCAUCAUCUUCAUCAUCAUCAUCAUCAUCAUCACUGCAGACAGCCAUGACCUCCAGGGUCCUCCUGCGUCAGGAUCUGAUGCGUCAGCAGGCCCUGGAGGAGGAGCAGAAGGAGGCACAGCAGCAGCUCCUGCGCUCUGCCGACUCCUCCUCUCCGAUCUCUGUGUCGGUGUCCUCCUCCUGCAGACCUCCUGCUCAGGUCCCUGUGGAGGUGCUGAAGGUGCAGACUCACCUGGAGAACCCCACCAGGUAUCACAUCCAGCAGGCUCAGAGGCAGCAGGUGCGUCAGUAUCUCUCCACCGCCAAGACGACCAAUCAGGAGCCAGACCCCCCCCUCACAGGCCCCGCCCCCAAACUGCAGCCCUCAAAGAAAGAGAUGGAGGACACCGUCAUCGAUGACAUUAUCAGUCUGGAAUCCAGCCUGAACGACGAGUUCCUGACGCUGAUCGACUCGGGCCUGACGCUCGCCAACACGCUGCCGGUGGCAGGGAACAUGCUGGACAUGUACAACGGCGCCGGGAUGGCUGGGCCCACCAUCGCCGUUAGCAACAGCUGCCCAGCCGACCUGCAUGCCGUCAAGAGAGAGAUAAAUGAGGUGGAGACCAAAGCUUUGAUCAAAGAGAGACAGAAGAAAGACAACCACAACCUAAUUGAGAGGAGGAGGAGGUUCAACAUCAACGAUCGGAUCAAAGAACUCGGAGCUCUGAUCCCCAAGUCUCCCGACCCGGAGUCUCGGUGGAACAAAGGGACCAUCCUGAAGGCGUCGGUGGAUUAUAUCCGCCGGCUGCAGAAGGAGACGCAGCGAGGCCGAGAGCUGGAGGAGAGACAGCGCCGCCUGGAGAACACCAACCACACCCUUCUGCUGCGCAUACAGGAGUUGGAGCUGCAGGCCCGCCUCCACAGCCUCUCCUCCUCCUCCUCCUCCUCCUCCCCCCCCAUCCCCUCCUGCUCCUCCUCCUCUCUGGACCCUCAGACUCUGCUCUCCCCCCCGCUGCCCCCCUUUUCCUCCUCCCUGGCCACACCCUCCCUGGCCACGCCUCCCCUGGGUCUGGACGCACUGAGCUUCGUGGACCUGGACGAGCCUCAUGGCGGCGGGGGCGUGUUCUCGGCGGGGCUGCUGGCAGAUGUGUCAGCGCUGCACGGCCUCGGGGACAUCCUGAUGGAGGAAGGGGGCGGGGCCAUGUCUGACCCCCUGCUGUCCUGCGGCGCCUCAACCAGCAGCCGCCGCAGCAGCUUCAGCAUGGACGACGACCUCUGAUGGCAUCAGCACGCCGCUACCGAUCCUAUUGGCCAGAGCUGAAGGGCGGGAAAAUCUUUGACAUCCUCUUAUUAAAAAAAAAAACUAUGCACAAAGGUGAUGUCACAGGAAACAACGUGAGGCAGGAAGCUGAUUGGUUGGUCAGACUCUUAGCUGAUUGGUUGAUCAGACUCUCAGCUGAUUGGCUGUUGGAGCUCCAGAUGAUCAAUAACUCGAUCAGAAGAAACAAACAUCUGAAAUUCAGAUUUUAAAAUGUUAAAACUAAAUCUUUGCGUUUUAUACCGAAAACACGUGAAAUUAAAACAUAAUUAUAAUAUCUGAUUAAAUAAAUAGACUCAAUCUAAUAACUUUUAUCUUUUGUAUCUUAUAAUUUGGACCACAAGUAUUUUUUAUUUCAAUAUAAAUAAUUUUUUAAUCUUUAAAGUUUCUUUCGUUUGUGUUCGCCUGCAAGCCACAGGCCACUCUGUAAUGUCACAGCGUUUGAUUGACAGCUGUAAAUAUGGAUCUAUAAUCACUGUUUGCUGGAGACGAACUCUGUUAUUGAUGUAUUGAUUUUUAUUUCUGAUGUUUG